AUGCCGCCCUUCUGUAGGAAUGUGAAGUUGGGCUUCCUUUCUUUCCUGAUCUGUGCGGAAAGGAGCUUAUUACCUUUGGGGACAGAUGCCUUUUGGUUAGAAAGAAUUGAAAAUAAUAAAACACUCUGGGAAAAGGCUCAAAGUCAGAAAAUGAGAUCCAAGACUUCUUUGGUGAUGAGGAAACGAAUACGGCUUUACCGAAAUGCCCUGAAAGAGUCAAGUAGCAGCUCCGGACACCAUGGCCCCCAGCUCGCUGCCGCCUCCAGCCCCUCGGUGUUCCCGGGCCUUCACGAGCAGCCUCCCCAGGCCUCCCCUGGCGGCACUCUGAAUGGACUCCUGCGUCUGGGGCUCCCCGGAGACAUGUACGCGCGACCUGAACCCUUCCCGCCGGGACCUGUGGCCCGCAGCGACGCCCUGGCAGCCGCCGCCGCCCUGCACGGCUACGGGGGCGUGAACCUGACCGUGACCCUCGCCGCGCCCCACGGCCCCGGCGCCUUCUUCCGCUACAUGCGCCAGCCCAUCAAACAGGAGCUCAUCUGCAAGUGGCUGGCGGCCGACGGCCCGGUGCCCCCGCGCCUUUGCUCCAAAACUUUCAGCACGAUGCACGAGCUGGUCACGCACGUCACCGUGGAGCACGUCGGCGGCCCGGAGCAGGCCAACCACAUCUGUUUCUGGGAGGAGUGUCCGCGCCAGGGCAAGCCCUUUAAAGCCAAGUACAAACUUGUAAAUCACAUCCGCGUGCACACGGGCGAGAAGCCCUUCCCCUGUCCCUUCCCGGGGUGUGGGAAAGUCUUUGCUAGAUCAGAAAAUCUCAAAAUACACAAAAGAACUCACACAGGGGAGAAGCCCUUCAGGUGCGAGUUCGAGGGCUGCGAGCGUCGCUUCGCCAACAGCAGCGACCGCAAGAAGCACUCGCACGUGCACACGAGUGACAAGCCCUACACGUGCAAAGUGCGCGGCUGCGACAAGUGCUACACGCACCCCAGCUCGCUGCGCAAGCACAUGAAGGUGCACGGGCGCUCGCCGCCGCCGCCCGGCUCUGGCUACGACUCGGCCACGCCGUCUGCCCUCGUGUCGCCCUCGUCGGACUUCGGUCGCGAGCCCCCGGCGGCCUCCUCGGCGGCGGCGGCGGCGCGGGGCGCCGACCUGAGCGAAUGGUACGUGUGUCCGGGCGCGGGCCCCGCGGCGGCUGCCCCCGCGGCGCCCCCGAGCCCCGCGCCGCCGCCGCCUGGCCCCGCCGCCGCCGCCGCCUGUGCGAAGGUUGCUGCUGCCGGUGCUGCUUCCGCUCCGCUGACGGGCAGGUCUAGGCCCGGCUACUGA
Messenger RNA from Dama dama (fallow deer), 1320 nucleotides. RefSeq names its product Zic family member 4 (gene ZIC4). Gene Ontology annotation, molecular function: DNA-binding transcription factor activity, RNA polymerase II-specific; RNA polymerase II cis-regulatory region sequence-specific DNA binding. Gene Ontology annotation, cellular component: nucleus. The record is from RefSeq and is a predicted model, not a curated record. Lineage: Eukaryota; Metazoa; Chordata; Mammalia; Artiodactyla; Cervidae. Gene Ontology annotation, biological process: regulation of transcription by RNA polymerase II; central nervous system development.